CUUGGUAAAAGCGAACUCGGUAGUAAAUCUAUUCAAGUUUGUACACUUUCAAUUUUAACCACCAAAUUUGUUUAUUAACCAUACAAAAAUAGUAUAUACUUUUUUAUUCUAUUAUAUUUUUUGUCUUCCUACUUUGACGAUUCGUCUUCUUUCAGUUGUUCCAACUGACCUACGUUAUUGACUUCUUAUUUUCUGUACUACCUAGUUUAGUAAGUGUGUUUUGACACCUUCGAACUAGCAGGGCCUUUAUAUUUCAAGUCUUAAUAAAUAUUUAGAAGAAAAACAACAUGUCAGCCCGAAGUCGGAGAUCUGGAAGAGAGAAGCCUUCCAGGAGAACCACGUCUGAUAAUAAUAGUAACGUAGACUCGGACGUGUUAAGUGUCUCUACAAAGGAGGAAUUGGGCGAUAAUGCUCUUGCAGCGGAGGAGGGAGACUCUGUAUUGAAGGAGCAAGAACUGGAGGAAAGCUUGGAAGGAAACGACGACGAGGAAGAAGGUGGGGAUGACGAUUUUGAGGAAGAAGACGAAGAAGCCGAGGAAGACGAGGAAGAAGAGGAAGAAGAAGAGGAGGAAAGCAAUGUUAGUCCACCUGUGAAUUCCAGAAACAAAAGAGAUAGAAACGCAUCAAAACGGAAGGUGAAUUAUAUCGAGUCCGAUCCAGACGAAGACGAACGAGAAAAUGAAGUCGAUGAGGAAGAUCUGGAUGAAGAAGAACAAUUAGAAGAUGAAGAGGGGAAUAUCACUGAUAUGAAGGAUAUGUAUUCAAACGGGGUGGCUCCAGGAGCAACGGAUUCAUCAAGAAUGACAAAGAGGCAACGGGCCCUCCAGGGUGUACUAGGAGAGGGCGAAGAAGAUGAUAUGUUGGAACUCCCACCGGAAACUUCUGGUCGUAAAAAGCUGACUGAGGAAGAAAUGGCUCUGCGAAGAGUGGAAAAUGCAAGGAGAAGAAAGAAUCAAAGUGAGAAAAAAUUAGAGGAAGAGAAAAUGGAAACCAUUAACCGUCUUUUAAAGAGACAGUCCAAUACAGAUAAGCCUCGACGUGGUCGUGCACCAACGUUAGCCCAGGAGGAUAUAGGAGCACCCAAAAAAGUCAUCAAAAAACCCAAGGUAUCUAUGCAUCAACCCUUUCAAUGUAUUCGGUGGGUUAACAAUAAAGAAGGCAGCCGCGCAAUUAUACCGGAUUCCUUGUACCCAUUCUAUCAAAAGUGAAGCCGUGAACUCCUCCUAGUCUUGUACAUGUUUUAACUCCAUUUUUCAUACAUCUUUACAUUUUAAUGAGGAUAUUAUUCAUGAUUUUUGCAUCUAUCCAUGUCUACCUUUAACACAUCAAAUAAUCUUGCACAACAAAAUUGUCACUGCACUCGGUAAAAAGGGAAAAAAGUAUGAAACGGAAGCCAUAAGAAAAUUUUCAUUUCGUUUUCUUCCACUAGUAAAAGUAUAAGUUACACUACUGUUUUUCUUCUUGUAAUAUAAAAUUUUUAUUGUUUUAUCUUCACCUUGGUUGCAUUCGUAAUCCUGAACCAAUAUUUCGUUAGCUUAUCUGAUUGCAAAC
Schizosaccharomyces octosporus yFS286 is the source of this 1551-nucleotide messenger RNA. RefSeq names its product Ino80 complex subunit Ies2. Bases 288 to 1208 code for a protein of 306 amino acids. Gene Ontology annotation, cellular component: Ino80 complex. The record is from RefSeq and is a predicted model, not a curated record. Gene Ontology annotation, biological process: chromatin remodeling. NCBI's taxonomy places the organism in Eukaryota, Fungi, Ascomycota, Schizosaccharomycetes, Schizosaccharomycetales, Schizosaccharomycetaceae. The transcript has a single exon.